GAUUUUUGUGAAAUUUGGACAAAGCGAGAAGAAUUUCUGCCAAUAGUUGGUUUGGUUGUCGUGUUUAUUUUAUUAAUAAGAUGUUUUGUGUGAAAAAAUAAGAAACAUUUUCAAUAAGUGUCUUUGUUAAAUAAAAAUGUUAACAAAUAAAAAACGAAAAUAAUUAAUAUAUCGUAGAAAUUCGCAGGUGUUCUGCUUGUCCCCUGUUCACACUUCGUAUAUAUUUUAAGAACGAACUACGACUCCACCACCUCUACCACCACCACUACGCCAAUUACGACGUUUACUUUAUUUCCACUAAAACUCUACAAAGGCAGGAAAGAAAGAAAGAACACAAAUCACGAGAAAAAUUAAGAUAAAAGGCAAAAGAUUUUUCUGUUUUAUUUUUUCCUAAAAACCAACCAAUCGUGCAGACGUACAUACAUACAUUUAUUAAAAAUUUCUUCGAUCCACACCAUUUUGCAUAUCUAUAAUAAAAUAAUUAUAAAUUAAAAGAAAAAAAAUCAAAAGAACAACAACAAUUAAAUUUAUAUACAUAUAUAUAUACAUGUUCGUAUAUAAGAGUGUGUGUGUGCGUGAGUGAGUGUAUAUAUAAUACAUUUAUUAAAUCAAAUUGCUUAUUCAACAAACAAAAAUAUCGAAAAAGCAACUAAAAGAUAAAAAAAAGAUUACAUCAAGAAGCUACAGAAAAAUAAAAAUAAUCGACUCUUAUUGCAACUGGUUACAAAAAAAGAAAAAAAACAUUUGAAAAAUUAACAUAAGAUCCUCCUUGUGGCCCGAUUACUAACAGUGCCGACGACAGUAGGUAGUAUAUAAAAGCAGCGGCGGCAGCGGCAGCAGGCAAUAUCAUCAGAUAUGCGUGAAUUCAAAGUUGUUGUUUUGGGGUCCGGAGGUGUUGGCAAAUCUGCUCUUACCGUGCAAUUUGUUUCAGGAUGUUUUAUAGAAAAAUAUGAUCCUACAAUAGAAGAUUUCUAUCGCAAAGAAAUUGAGGUUGAUAGUUCACCAUGUGUGCUAGAAAUCCUAGAUACUGCUGGUACAGAACAAUUUGCUUCAAUGAGGGAUCUCUACAUUAAAAAUGGACACGGAUUUAUCGUAAUGUAUUCGUUAACGAACCAUCAAACAUUUCAGGAUAUUUCCAGCAUGAAAAAUGUUAUAACACGCGUUAAAGGAAGUCAACCAGCACCUAUUUUACUAGUCGCUAAUAAAUUAGAUUUAGAUUGCCAAAGAGAAGUUUCGACUGCCGAAGGUAAUGCCCUAGCACAACUCUGGGAAUGUCCAUUCAUAGAAGCGUCUGCUAAGGAUCGUAUUAAUGUCAAUGAAGUAUUUGCUACAAUAGUACGUGAAAUGAAUAUGACCCAGGAUAAAAGACAGAAAAAAAGUUAUUGUUGUUGUGCUCUUUUAUAGAAGGAUUUUGCAAAUAAUUAUUUCAACUAUGCACACACGUACAUAUUAUAAUAUAAAUUAACUAACAAUAAUACUACAAUAAUAUAAAAGAAAGAAAAAGAAAAUGUAUUAAUAUAAUUAUAAUGUUAAUUAAAUGAGGGUCAAAAUUAUAAUAAUUAUUUAAAUUGAUGAAAUGCAUCAUCAAAACCACCACCACCACACCACCAUCAUCAUAUUAUCAUCAAUAUUAUUCAUUCAAUUCAUUAACUGUUUAGCUAAUGAUAAAUAUAUAUUUUGUAUGUCAAAAUGUAAAGCGAAUUUAGCAAACACAAAAACACAUUUAAACACACAUAAAAAAAAAAUAACAAGUUAAAGUAAAAGUAAAAACAAUAAUAAUAAUUUUGAUUUACUUAAACAAGUCUUAAUUUCUUAGACUUAUCCAGCAAAUAAAAUAAAACAAUAACAACACUCAGUCAUAUACAAUGCUGCAUUGAAAGUUAAAAACUUAAAAAAGAAAAAAAUGUUUACAUUCAUUAACAAUGAACGAAAGAAAGAAAAGAAAGAUGGAUGUCUAUUGAAAAUGCAUUCCCCUCAUUUAUGUUAAAAUGUAAGUUUAAAAUGGAAAGAAACAAACAAAUCACAAGAAUCAUUUAAAAGCAUUUUUAACCCUGAUAUGCUGUUUACUAACAUUUUUAUUUUUCUUUGAAUAUAAGUCGGCAAUAUUAUUAUUAUCCUUUUACAUGAACCCAAUUAAUAAAUGUAGCACUAAAUACAUCCAAUAUAAAACUAUCCAAAUAUUUCCUAUGCAACUCUUAACUUUCUGAUUUCGGAAAUUUUCAAUUAUUUUUUUAAUUUUGUUUCUGAUCCAUUGAAUCGCUAUGUUUUUUGUCACUUGCUAAUUUUGUGGAAAAUUCAUAAAGAGAUUUUAAACAGUAAGUUUGAAUUGAAAACUUUCCAUAUUGACUCUAAACACUAAAAGCAUACACUUGGAUAUGGAAAUAAAAAAAAAAAACAAGAAAUGUUAACAAAUAUAAAUAAUUGAUAAUUUCUCUAAUUCUGCAGAGAUCUUAAUUUUUCCAUUUUAUAUAUUUUUUUUUUUAAUUGGAAAUAUCGAUUAAACAAUUGUUAUAGUUCCCAACUUUUUCCUAUACCAUUUAAAUGGGCAUUUCUGAUUUUUUUUUAGUUAUGAAAAAUAUUAAAAUUUCUUUAUUUGUUAUUUCGUUUUUUAAUUUUAAGAUUGUAUUUUUUUUUUUUUUUUGUUUAACUGUCUGCUAGAAACGAAAUUAAUUAAUAUUUUUAAAAAUUAAACAAAUAUUGUUUACUUCUUUUUAAUUUUUAAAGAGAUAGAUCAACCAACGUAUUUGAUUGUCUCUUAAAGACACAUUUAUACACAUACAUAUAUCUAAUAAUUCUAAUAUAAAUAUUAUAAAAAAAAACAACCAGAAGAAGAGAAGAUGAUUAAGAAAAGAAAAAAAAACAAAACAAAAAAAAAACACAUAAACACUCUUAAGUAUUGAACAGUUUAUAAUGAUUUUUAAAUUACCAAUUUUAUUAACGUCUCUUAAUGUAAGUCUCUUGAGAAUAAUAAUGUAACAUAUUUUUGUAAAAUAUCUGUAAAGAAAAACUAAAAAGAAAACGAAAAAAAAAGAAAAGAAAAACAAGUAAUAUUAUUCCUAAAACAUCUUUAGGAUAUACAUAUUAAAAAAAAAAAAAAAAAAUUAAUAUGCAGGAUUUUUUAAUUUUUAUAUGCAUGUAUGUAUGUCAUUUAUAUGAAGAAAGAAAGAAAGAACUAAAAAGAAGAAAGUAUGAAAAAUAUAUAACAUCAUUUAUAAUUGUAAAAUACUAUAAAUCUUGCAAAGUUUUUGACACAAAUUUCUAAAAAUAUGCCAUAAUAAACUAAAUAUUUGUGUAAUUUUGAUAUGUGAGUUGCAUAAAUAUAAAAUUUAUAUACACAGAAGACAUCCCCACUUUUAUACUACUUAUUAAAGUAAAACAAUUAAAAAACAAACAAAAAAAAAAAAAAAAAAAGAAUGAAAAUACUUAUACAACAA
Messenger RNA from Calliphora vicina (urban bluebottle blowfly), 3434 nucleotides. RefSeq names its product Ras-associated protein 2-like (gene Rap2l). Gene Ontology annotation, biological process: negative regulation of cell migration; Rap protein signal transduction. The transcript is spliced from 4 exons. Gene Ontology annotation, cellular component: plasma membrane. The record is from RefSeq and is a predicted model, not a curated record. Bases 856 to 1404 code for a protein of 182 amino acids. Lineage: Eukaryota; Metazoa; Arthropoda; Insecta; Diptera; Calliphoridae. Gene Ontology annotation, molecular function: GTP binding; GTPase activity; GDP binding.